UUCGGCGACUCUGCUGGAGCUAAACGGCAGCGGAGGUCAUACAAAACUCAAAACGAUAAGCUCGUUGUUUCGUCGUCUCUGCUUGGCGAAUCAAUAAUAAUAUUACUUGCAGCAGCAUCAAUUGCCGAAGAAGCAAUCGCUGAUCACCCUUCAAGGCUCGAAGCUUUUCCUUACUCCUGGAGAUAAAAGCCUCCACGGCUUCAGAAGCUGCAUUCAUGGAGUCAUCGCUGGAGGAGGAGCGGCGGCAGAACCUGCUGCUGCGCGCGACGGAGCCGCCAGAGGAUCUUGCCGUUGCCGGGUACACAGGUGAUGGAUCAGUUGACUUUAGAGGUUUUCCUAUUUUAAAGCAUAACACAGGGAACUGGAGAGCAUGUUCAUUGAUUCUUGGAACUGAAAUAUGUGAACGUUUGGCCUACUAUGGAAUCUCAAAAAGUUUGGUCACUUACCUUUCAACAAGGCUACAUGAAGGAAAUGUCUCUGCUGCGAGGAACUUCACAACCUGGCAAGGAACUUGUUAUCUUACACCACUUAUUGGAGCAACCUUAGCAGAUUCGUACUGGGGAAAGUACAGGACUAUUGCUGUUUUCUCCACUAUUUACUUUCUUGGGAUGGCGGCAUUGACACUUUCAGCAUCAGUUCCUUCUUUCCAGCCCCCUCAAUGUGUUGGGUCUAUUUGUCCACAACCGACCUUACCUCAGUACCUUAUAUACUUUGUUGGAUUAUACAUGAUUGCUUUGGGAGCUGGUGGUAUAAAGCCAUGUGUUUCGUCCUUUGGGGCUGACCAAUUCGAUGAUACUGAUCCAGUUGAGAAAACAAAGAAAGGCGCUUUCUUCAAUUGGUUUUAUUUCUGCAUAAAUAUUGGUUCUUUGAUCUCUGGCACAGUUCUUAUUUGGGUACAAGAGAAUUAUGGAUAUGGCAUUGGAUUUGGGAUCCCUACUUUUUUCAUUGCCUUGGCUAUUGGAAGCUUUUUUAUAGGUUCAGAAAGGUAUAGAUUUCAGAUACCGGGAGGAAGCCCACUUACAAGAGCAUGUCAGGUAGUUGUGGCAGCCACUCACAAGCGAAAAGCGGAUUUGCCAGUUGACAGUUCUCUUCUCUAUGAGCUAGAUGGUAAGACUUCAGCUAUUGAGGGGAGUCGUAAGCUGGAGCACAGUAGUGAAUUCAGCUUGUGUCUUGGAACUUCCUGGACACAGCAACCUUUUUCAGAACUAUGAAAGGUAAGCAUACACAGGAUUUGUACAUACGCAGAGAUUCGCAUACUGUCCCAGUUGACACGUUCUCUUUCCUGAACAGUUUCCUUGACAAAGCUGCAGUCGUUUUGUGGAAUGAACAUGAUGGUUCUCGCAAUCCAUGGAGACUUUGCACAGUCACACAAGUUGAAGAGCUUAAAAUAUUACUGAGGAUGUUUCCAAUCUGGGCAACAGGAAUUGUGUUCUUCACCGUAUGUGCUCAAAACUCAUCGAUGUUCAUAGAACAAGGGAUGGCCCUCGAUAACCAAAUUGGUUCUUUCAAGAUUCCAGCAGCAACUCUGUCAUCCCUAGAUGUUAUCAGUAUUGUUGUUUGGGUUCCAAUUUAUGAGAGAUUAGUUGUGCCCAUAGCCAGGAGAUUCAGUGGAAAAGAGAGAGGUUUCUCAGAACUUCAACGGAUGGGAAUUGGUCUAUUUGUAUCUACAGUUGCAGUGGCAGUUGCAGCAUUAGUCGAGAUCAAGCGUCUGCAGGUCGCAAGAGCAGAGGAUCUGGUUCAUCAGAAGGUACCUGUUCCUAUGAGCAUCCUUUGGCAAGCACCACAGUACUUGCUGGUUGGCGUGGGCGAGGUGUUCACAUCAAUCGGUCAAGCUGAGUUUUUCUACAAUCAGUCACCAGACGCCAUGAGAAGCCUAUGCUCAGCUUUCGCUCUUGUUACCGUGUCACUUGGAAGUUAUCUCAGCUCAUUCAUCUUGACCCUGGUGUCAUAUUUCACAACUCGAAAUGGGCAAUUGGGGUGGAUCCCUGAUAACUUAAACGAAGGCCAUCUUGACCGUUUUUUCUGGCUGAUAGCUGGUCUCAGCUCUUUAAAUUUCCUUGUUUUUAUAUAUUACGCUCAACAAUACAAGUGCAAGAGAGCCUCUGUUGCUUAAAGUUCCGGGUUUCCUUUUCCUUUUUGCAAUCUAUUUGUACAGCAAAGCUCUAUGUACAAUUUGUUUAUUCUGAAAUACUACAGUGCGUCAUAAUCUCUUGUGUAGCGUACAUUACUUCAUCUUUGGUACUGGACACAACAUUACUUGGAUAAUAAUACAUCAUUUACCCCAUAGACAUUUUUUCA
Messenger RNA from Sorghum bicolor (sorghum), 2298 nucleotides. Its product is annotated as protein NRT1/ PTR FAMILY 8.3. Gene Ontology annotation, biological process: transmembrane transport; oligopeptide transport. Gene Ontology annotation, cellular component: membrane. The record is from RefSeq and is a predicted model, not a curated record. The coding region runs from base 216 to 1211 and encodes 331 amino acids. NCBI's taxonomy places the organism in Eukaryota, Viridiplantae, Streptophyta, Magnoliopsida, Poales, Poaceae. Gene Ontology annotation, molecular function: transmembrane transporter activity. The transcript has 5 exons.